Messenger RNA from Prunus armeniaca (apricot), 1155 nucleotides. The record is from the annotation of a GenBank genome assembly. Lineage: Eukaryota; Viridiplantae; Streptophyta; Magnoliopsida; Rosales; Rosaceae.
AUGGUUCGAGACCGAAACCAACCCAAUUCCACUCACCGAGUGCUAGUCUCCGGCAACUAUUGCCACGACGUUCUCAUCAAGGACGGCGUCGUUUUGGCCGAGACUCUCGGCGGGGCAGCCUCUUUCAUCUCCAACGUCUUCGAUGGCCUCUCCGUUCCCUACAAUCUGGUCUCCAAAGUCGGCUCCGACUUCGCUUACUCGGUUCCUCGUGACCCCAUUGUUGUACCCAAUUGCAAAACCACUCUGUUCCACGCGCAUUUCGAUUCCGGCGUCGACGGCGACGGCCGCCAGGACCGGGUUCUGAAACGGGUCAGCUCCUGCGACCCGAUUAAGCCCUCGGAUCUCCCCGAAUCCGGGUUUGAUUUCGGAAUGGCGGUCGGGGUCGGAGGAGAGGUCACGGUCGAGACGAUGGAGAAGCUGCUUGAGAUUUGCAACACUGUGUUUGUGGACAUCCAGGCUCUGAUCCGAGCUUUCGAUGGCGUCGACGGGACUGUGAAGCAUGUGGCUUUGAAAGAGAGUGGUUUCUUCCACCUAUUGCCGCGAAUUGGGUUCUUAAAGGCGUCGGCGGAAGAGGCCUUGUUCAUGGAGGUUGAGGAGGUGAGGAAGCUCUGCUGUGUUGUUGUGACGAACGGGAGGCGUGGGUGCAGAGUGUAUUGGAGAGAUGGGGAAGUGGAAGUUGGGCCGUUUCCGACGAACCAGGUUGAUCCGACGGGUGCCGGAGACAGUUUCUUAGGUGGGUUUGUUGCUGGUCUUGUUAAUGGGUUAACUGUGCCUGAUGCUGCAUUGCUUGGGAACUUGUUUGGGUCAUUGACUGUUGGGCAAAUUGGACUGCCCAAGUUCGAUUUCAGAUUGCUACAGGGAGCUCGGGAAGAGGUGCAGAGAAGAAAAAUGCAGUGUGUUAACUGCUGUGAAAGAAAAGAUGACAAGUUUAGGUUUGUGAACGCGGCAGGACAUGAACAAUUUCAUGCAUCUCUUGGAGUAGCUAAGCAGACAACAAAAUGCCUUGCUCAUGAACCUCAAUGGGAUCUGCCAAGUUCUCCUCCCAAAUCCACAGAGCAGGUUGUCCUCUGUCAAUACACAACACAGCCUAAAUCGUUAACUGGCUCUGUCUACGAGGAGGCAAUUAAAACAGUCAACGUUGAAAGUAAACCGUGA